Molecule: messenger RNA, 2838 nt
Organism: Xyrichtys novacula (pearly razorfish)
Lineage: Eukaryota; Metazoa; Chordata; Actinopteri; Labriformes; Labridae
Source: the annotation of a GenBank genome assembly
AUGCUGGGGAGCCUCUGCACUCUCAUCACUGCUCUAACAUGUAAGGAGGCUGACUUCCUGCAGCUUUCAGCUCAUGUUGGAUUCAUCAGUCUGUGUGUUUCUCUUGACUCCAUGUCAUCUUGUUGUUUCCAGGUGUGAGUGCUGUUACCGUGGUGACACAGAAGCCUCCUGUUGUAGCUGUGAGGAGAGGAGAGACAGUCAACAUGGACUGUAACCUGGGGACUGUGAUAAAUACUGUCUUCUGGUACAAACAGAUUCCUGGAGGAGUUCCUCAGUUUAUUCUGUAUUACUAUCACACUCUAAGCUCUCCAAGCUAUGGCUCUGGUUUCUCCUCUCCUAAAUUCACCUCCACUCAUCAGUCAAAAUCAGAUUAUCGUUUGAUCAUCAGCUCUGUGGAGGAGGGAGACUCUGCAGUUUAUUACUGUAAAACAUAUGACAACUCUGUCAGUGAGUUCGUAUCACAGUGAUUUACACCAUGACAAAAACCUCCUCACUCUCACUUCUGCUUUUUUGAGCUUCAGGUUCAUCUUCCAGAGCCCUCUGUAACUUACCUGAUCAGACUUCAGACUAACUGCUUAUAUCAUUCUAAUACUUUUGAUUUUCUUUGAUGGGGAAUAAUAAUGUUGAAAAACUCACAAAUUUCUCUAGUUACUGUUCAAAGUGUUUUUUAGUUGUUAUUUUGCCUGAAAUCUUGGUUUAUUCAUGUGAGCUAACUGAACACACAACUGGUCAAGACCAAAAAGUGACAAAUAAAGACAAUCACUGAGAUAAGGUUUUUGUUUCCUAUAAAGUUGUAAAAACUAAGAGGACCUUAAGAGUAAAACAAACAUACUUUGUUGUUUUUAACUCUGUUCUCAUCAGAGGCCCCGGUCCUUGUGCAGGCUCCAAGGCCGGACUCGGUCUCUGUACCUGCUCCCCAGCCUGUUCCUGCUUCUGGUUUGGAGUGUCGCCCCCCUGAACUACUUACCUGCAGAGGUCACAUGCCCUCCUCCCAGGCCCCCUCCACCCACCCUGCUUUGGUUCUGAGAUUUCUAGGAUUUCUUGAAUCUUUCAGAGAGGGGUUAUGUCAUGAUAGGCUCUUGUUAGUUUCGUUUAUCCUGGUUUUAUAUUUAGUUUAAUUUCUGAGUCUGUUUCCUCGUCUUUCUGUUUCCCUGUGUUCAUUAUUCUUCUGUUCUUGUUCUAUCUCACUGUUUUAUUUUGUAGUAGUCAAUCUCUGGGUAUCAAGUCUAGUUUUACUUCCUUAGUUUUCCUCCUUUGUUGAUUACUCAAGAGUCUCACCUGUGUCUUGUCGUCCAUGUUGUCUCAGCCUCAUGAACCAUAAUUCAUGUCCUCGUGUUUUCCCUGUGCCUUUUUGUUUCUUUGCUUGUUUUUGGUGUUUUUGGUUUAUUGCAUUUGGAUUUUUCAGUUCAAAGUAAGUUUUUGUUGUUUCAGUCUUUUGUUUGGUUAAAAAGUUCAGUGUCUAAAGUGAGGUUAAAGUCCAUCUUUGUUUUGAUAAAGUGAUCAGAGUGAUGGUGAAAGAUUGAGACGUUGAGAGUGAAAGUCGGUCUCAACAGGAUGUUUCAGUUCCUCUCCCCUCAUUAUUGAGAGUCAGGAGGUUUUUGUACGGCCAUGUAUACAAACUGAAUCACUGUGGUAUUCGGACAAGGAACCAAGCUGAUCGUCUCGGGUAAGUUCUUUAAAAAUCAUUGUUCAACCUUCUUAUUGUCUGUUUCUGAUUCCUGUUUGAUGAAACUCUUGAUUUGACUUGUUCAAAACCUUCAGUGGUAUUUUAGGACACAUUUCUCUGCUUUAAAAUCCAGUUUAGAAACAGUCCUGAGCUUUGCUGUAAUCAUCAAAACAAGAUGAAUAUUCUGUAUCUGACUGAAAUCGAUCUAAAAUCAUCUAUACGUAUGUUUCUGUUUAUUUUGAAUCACUGAACUUGUUCAGUAAAAUUCAGAUGGAUUAGUUUAGAUCUUCUUCAAAAGCUGACGUGAUUUCAUGCAAAGAUAAAAAAUCCGAAUGAAGAGAAUAUCUUUGAUAUUUACUGAAAAAGGACAAAAUAUUUAAUGGUUGAUUUUAUUUUUCUGACAUUUAAUCAAAAUUGAUCAAGUUUUGAUGAAUCAUUUCAAUUUGAAUGGUGCGGUCUUUGUCCUAAACCAGUCAUUGAAAUAAUUCUGUAUUUUAUAAUGUGAUAAAACUCAAAGACUGUGAUUCUUAUGGAUGAACAAAGUCUGGCUGAGUGUUGAUGUCUGGAUAUUAUCUUUGCUGCUGGAAAAAAAAAGUGUUUUAAAAUCCUGUUGGUGAAAAAUAAGUGAGUUUUUCAUUUUGAUGAUCUCCAACUUCAGAUCCUAUUUUGUUCGACACUGAGGGAGACUUUAGGAAACUGUUUCAACAUGAACCUCCAAGUGACAGAUCAAGUCCUCUUGUUAUGAUCUUGAGUACGGGGCUUGUGUUUUUAUCAGCGUGUUGUUAUCAUGUCAAAUGACCAAUACUUGAAUAUUGAUGAUUUGUGUGUGUUUGUGUGUUUCAGGCUCCAGCCUCUCUCCUCCCGUCCUCACAGUCUUCCCUCCGUCCCGUGCUGAGCUCCAGUCCAACAAAGCCUCUCUGCUCUGUCUGUCCAGUCAGUCUGUGCCUUUUGCAGAUGUGAGCUGGUUGGCUGCUGGGAGUCCAGUGAGCAGUGGGGUCUCCACCAGCACGGCUGUUCGGCAAGCGGACCAGACUUUCCACAUCAGUAGCUCUCUGUCCAUCACCCCCUCUGAGUGGACCACGGGCAAAGUCUUCACGUGUAAAGUGUCUCUGGGCUCUCAGACCUCACAGAAAGAGAUCAGCAAGUCCAGCUGUCCCUCUGCAGAAGAGUAG